Molecule: messenger RNA, 2553 nt
Organism: Dromaius novaehollandiae (emu)
Lineage: Eukaryota; Metazoa; Chordata; Aves; Casuariiformes; Dromaiidae
Gene: RAB32
Product: RAB32, member RAS oncogene family
Exons: 3
Coding region: 556-1212 (218 amino acids)
Biological process (GO): phagosome-lysosome fusion; endosome to lysosome transport
Cellular component (GO): Golgi apparatus; lysosome; phagocytic vesicle
Molecular function (GO): GTP binding; GTPase activity
Source: RefSeq, a predicted model, not a curated record
GGCCGCGCCGCCUCCCCCUCACGGCUGCCUCCGCCGCCGCCCGCCGCCCCUCUGCGGGGCCCAAACCCAACGGCCCAACGCGCCCAGCGGCGCGGCCGGCCCAAGCCGCGGGACGAGGCGCCGAGAUGCCCGCAGCCCGCCACCGCCCCCCGGCUCGGCGGAGGGGCCGCGGCCGCGGUCGCGGCCGGGCCGGGACUCCUCCUCCCGCCGCUCCCGCCUCCCGCCCGCGCUCUCUUAAGGCGCGGAGUUUCCGCGUCCUGUGACUGCAGUCAGGUGGUUGCGGGGCCUUUCCCCCUCCUUCCCUGCCCCCGGCGCUCCCCUGCCUUCCUUCCCUGCCGCGGCGGCGUGGGCCGGCGCAGCGGGAAGGCGGCCGAGGAAAGUUGGAGGAAAGUUGCCGGGCGAGGAAGUAGCGGCGAGGCAGCCGCGGCCCCGGCAGCGCGGCCUCCCUCGGGCGCCGCCGCGGCUGCCCGCUCCUGCCCGCCUGCCCCUGCCCCGCCGCCGGGGCGCAGCGCCGGGCCGCCUUCCGUGGCAGGGCCGCGCCGAGCCGCGGCGAGGAUGGCCGGGGGGCAGGGAGGGGGCUCCGGCGUGCCGGAGUGCCGGGAGCAUCUCUUCAAGGUGCUGGUGAUCGGGGAGCUGGGCGUGGGCAAGACCAGCAUUAUCAAGCGGUACGUGCACCAGCUCUUCUCGCAGCACUACCGGGCCACUAUCGGGGUGGAUUUCGCUCUCAAAGUCAUCAACUGGGACAGCAAGACCCUGGUGCGGCUGCAGCUCUGGGAUAUAGCAGGCCAGGAACGUUUUGGAAAUAUGACAAGAGUAUACUACAAAGAGGCAGUUGGUGCUUUUGUGGUCUUUGAUGUCACAAGAGGCUCCACUUUCGAGGCUGUUUCAAAAUGGAAGCAUGAUUUGGACAGUAAAGUGCUACUUCCCAAUGGCAGCCCUAUCCCUGCAGUUCUUCUUGCAAACAAGUGUGACCAGAAAAAGGAUGGCAGCCAGAAUCUCUCUCAAAUGGACCAAUUCUGCAGAGAAGGUGGCUUCGUUGGGUGGUUUGAAACCUCUGCCAAGGACAACAUCAACAUAGAUGAAGCUGCUCGAUUCUUGGUGGAAAACAUCCUUGCCAACUACAAAACCUUUCCUAAUGAAGAGAAUGAUGUGGGGAAACCAAAACUGGACCUAGACCCGUUGAAAGCAGAGAGUAAAUCUCAAUGCUGCUAAUGCUACCACUGUUCAGUGUAAAUGUGAUGGAAUGAGCAGCAAGACUGUUCCUUAAAUCACACUGCUGCUAUGGUGCUGCGUUGUGACAAUCCAUAUAGGGUGUGUGGUAAUCUCUGAAUAAGUGAUGCUUGUGGGUGUUUACAUAUUCUUGUUCAGCGUGAAACUGAGUAUCUUGUGAGUUAUCACUCCACUUUCUUGAGUGGCUGCAUCUAAGUCCGAUUAGUUUUACUUGAGAACAUAAGGUAGUGUUUACACUUUCCCAUAAAGGAAUAAAGACAACAUUUGGUAUCUAGUUUGCUUCUAGGACAUAUAGUACAUUCCAAAUAGGACUCACUCAGCAUGAUUUUAGCUGAAUAGGCACUCACACCUUUGCUGUAAACUCUUCCUUUGUCACCAGUGAUGUCUCACUCUAGCUUGACUUCUCACUUGCACUUGUCCCUAUUUGUUAGUCCCACCAUGAGGGUCUGUCUCAUUGCUAAUUCUCCUGGAUCAAGACGACAGAAGUCUUGAAAUGGGUAGAAAUAGCUGAUGACCAAUGACAGGAGAUAUCUUCCUGAGUGUGCUCACCAUGACUGAGUGAAGUAGAUGGUGGCUUUUGCCACUGCGUAAGAACAAGAAGAUGGGAAAAUGAUUGUAUUUGGCAGGGGGACAACAUGAUUACAAAGAUCAACAAAAAUACAUCUCCAGCCAUUAAGGCAAAUACUCUCAGCUAAUACUUGAGAAACACAUUAAUGAAUACAAUUGUAUAGCUGACACAAUUGUGAUAACAUCACCCGUAUGCACACCCAGAAAUAAACAUCCAGAAACUUUCAUGCACUAACACUGGAAACUGGCAAGAGCUGCAAAAUGUAAAUAUCAUUGCUGUCCUGUGAUAAUGAAUCAAAACCCCUUAAACUCUAACUUUUUCAAUUUUAGAACAGUGCUGCACUCUUCUGACUACUUGGAGCUGGUGAACUGGCUUACCGGUCUGUAACUCCGUAUACUGAGAUGCUUAAAUUUCCUUUUUGUAACUCUCAUGCAUUUCUGGCAGCAGAUGAAGAUCAAAAGGGAGCAGAGACUUGCUCUUACAGUUCUUGGAUAUGUUCUCAAACUCUGGCUCUGCUUGGCUGAGAGGCUUUGAAGUUCCCAUUUAUCUUAAGCCCUUAAGUCCUGGUACUUCAGUUGCUACUGAUUUCUCAAGUCUUAGCUUGCUUGGUCUGAUGGUAUUGAUGUUUACUUAAACAUAAGCAUGAGGUAUGUGCCAAAUUGAUACUUUAAUAUGUAUUGAGAAUUUCUUUUCUGUCUGUCCUCUGAAGAGUAAUGUACUUUUAAAGAGACAAAUAAAUAUAUUUGGGCAUCUUA